AGCCCUGUGACUAACCAGGGGCGGGAACAGCCAGUCACAGGAAAACAUGAGCCACCCAUAUGUGACUGUGCAGAAUUUGAGCAGUGGUGUUGUAGCUGUGUCAGUCCGUGCGUAUACAAGUUCGGUCCAGUAGCUGCCAAAGGCAGAGGAUCUGGCGCGGGGAUCUCUGAAGUUGAUUGCUGGCUCCAAAUUGGACCCAAUUGCAGCUAGAGAGGAACUGGUCAGAGCCCAGGGCCUGUACCCCAGCGUUCAUCUGUCUUGGUGAGAGAAGAGAGGUGACAAAAGGUGUGGGUCCCAUGGAUUCGGAGCUGUCACCCGAUGGAAGACAAGGUGAUCUGCCUAACAGCAAACUCCAGAGAGCUGUCGGGUGGAAAGCGCCGCUGACCGUCAGCGUGGUAGUCCUAGUCGUGAUUGUUGCUGUUGCUCUGAUACUUUUGCACGUGAAAUCUCCACCCGAAUCCAACCUGCCUCAUGUCUCCACCCCAGUCCGUCUAAAUGUAAGAUUCCCUGCUCCUUGCUGCCUGGAUGGCUGGGUCGGGUACAGAGGGAAAUGCUACUAUUUCUCUGAGGCCGAGGGGACCUGGGACUCCAGUCAGAGCUUCUGCUCUUCACUCAAUGCCUCCCUGGCUGGGAUCGACACCGAGAAAGACCUGAAGUUCAUUAUGCGAUAUAAAGGCGUCUCUGAGUUUUGGAUUGGCCUGAAGCGAGAAUCGGCGCAGCUCUGGGGAUGGGUGAAUGGCGAACAGUUCAACAACCUGUUUACGGUAAGAGGAGAAGGUGACUGUGCGUACCUGAGCGACGGCUUUGCCACUUCGUCAUGGUGCUCCACGAAGCGCUACUGGAUCUGCAGCAAACCCGACGGGAUGCGAAGGGAGGACGCGAUGCCGGGGGACUGAAGGGUGAAGGCUGGGAAAACACCUCAAGGCCCAGCUGCCUGACACUCCAAACAAACAUCGCUUAAUAAGAUCCUCAAUAGAGCUUGACAGAUUAUUUUUGUUGUUGUAAAUAAGCCUCUUUUCUAACCUGCUCUUUAUUGUGGCCCCUGUAUAACCUCUUCGUCCUGGUUGUGUAACUAAGACCCAGUCUACACUUAAAACUCACUCCUGAAUGCUGUAGUUAGGCUGAUGUCACCCCUAGUGUAGACGCAGCUAAGUUGACCUAGCUCCUGUCACUGGGAUGGCGGUGUUCCUACAGUGAUGGGAAACCCCCUUCCCCCACUGUAGGAUGUGUCUGCUCUGGGGUUAUGCCAGCGUAGUCUGCUGCCAUGUCUGCAUACUGUAGACAUGGAUUAAAACCCCUUCCCAGCUCCCCCUGCUAUUGUCUGUCAGGGUGCGUCUACACUGCAAUGGAGGUACGUGAUUAAAGCAAUGAAGGUGCAGCAGCACUGAGCUAGUCGUCCAGGUCUUUACCCAGGGUUCCAGCCUGUGUUGCUGCGGCAUCAUUGCUCCAGUACGAGCUAGAUUAAAAUGAGCACGGUUAUGUCUACAUGAAUAGCCACCAAACCCUGUGAUUGCAAUGUGGACAUACCCUCAGCUCUGCUGUGCCGUCCAAGCAGGAAGGCAGCACUGCUUUGAAGACAGAUUGAGACAAUCUUAAACGGCAACAGGCUAAGACAAUCCACAGCAAGCAGGGAUGUGAGGCAGCUGCACACAACAUCCUCCCGAAGGAAGGAAGCUGUGGCAAGAGACAAGCAGCCAGGCUGUGAGUUUUCUUCGACUGUUGCAGAACCAGGCUCUGUUCGCUCAUGCUGUCUCCCAACCCUGAGCAACAAAGUUGUGAGUUAAGGCUAAUGGGACAGGGAUCUGAACUCACCAAUAGGCCUCUUGUUGAGGCUUCUUGUGAUGCCUCCUGCAUAGGGUCGACUGUGUUGCGUUGUCUCCCAAAAUGUGGUAGCUGCAUCUUUGACGGAAAGUCUCCGUUGUGGAGCAAAGAAGAUAAUUAAGGAGGGCCAGAAAGGAGGCGCAGGUUCCAAUGGAAAUCAAAAUGUCUGUAUGUUUGAGAGUGUUACGGUCUUGCUGGGCUUAUUGAGACUGUAAAGUGAAGGCCAGGCAUGCGUGCAUGCCAGAAGAAGUUGAUGACUAGCUAGGUGUACUAGCAGAAAAGUCACAGAGGUGCUGGCGCCCUGUGAAGAAGCUGUGGAGCUGCCCAGGAGAGGGGUUUACUUUGUGAGAAGGCAUCGGGUUGUGUACUCUGUACUGGCAAUAAGGAAUUGUGGGUCGCUGUCACCGUAGCAUCCCACCAUAUAAGAAUUUGCUUACAGACUCAUAGGCAGAGCGGAUGCCUUUUAAUCUCAUUGAGUUAUCUUUCAAGGCGAGUUCGAGGCAGAGAAGCCGAGGCAUGUAGAACCCUUUCGAUUGCACUUGACUUUCCCCGUGAUCAAGUUUUUAAUCAGUGAGCAAAACAAACCGCAAAAUCUGAUUCAGAGUAAGCGGGUUGGUUUCUUGACUUUGCUAAAGAAACUCGUAUAUGGACAAGGAUCAAUGUGUGCAUAAAACUCGAAGACUUAAGAGUCUUUAGAUGCUAGAAGGGUCAUUUGCAAAUGUUGCUUAAGAGUUUAAUUCCCCUUGGACUCACUUGCCAGUUAAGUUACAAGUACUUUUGUAGAGGACAAGAUGCAUAUUUUCCCCUAGUUUGAGAUGGCUGGGUAUUUUCUAGCUGCAUCAUCUAUUCAUUCCAUGGCGGUGGAAUCUAAAUAAUUGAAAUAUAUAAAAUCUCACAACUAACGAAAAAUUAAUCGAGUAAUACCAUGGAGUGUUCACUGUUCACCUAUUUAAUGAUUUGCUGUUUACUUCUUUUGUUUUAUCAAGUUUGCUAU
This is a messenger RNA of Gopherus flavomarginatus (Mexican gopher tortoise), 2815 nucleotides long. Its product is annotated as C-type lectin domain family 2 member D-like. NCBI's taxonomy places the organism in Eukaryota, Metazoa, Chordata, Testudines, Testudinidae. The coding region runs from base 297 to 896 and encodes 199 amino acids. The transcript has 6 exons. The record is from RefSeq and is a predicted model, not a curated record.